ACCGCGUUUCAUGUGACGUCUUUAAAGUGAACAGAAACAGAAAUAGGAGCUAACACACACAGACAGACAAAGACUAACGCCACUUGUGGAAGCUAAUUUAGCUUCGUAGCAUACUACAAUGUAUCCUGAGUGCUUGAACGGUUGUUACGGUAACUGUUAGCCCGGUUGCUCGCUGUUGUUUUGUUGUUUAUUUUAUCCGGUGCCGUUUGUAAACAUGGAGCAGGCAGCCAGCGUCAACGCAGAUCCCGUUCAACGCUCCGACAGCAAUGGUCGCUCCACACAAUGGCGCAACUGGAGUGGAUUUUGGCUCCUUGGAUUGUGCAACAACUUUGCGUAUGUUGUAAUGCUGAGCGCCGCCCAUGACAUCCUCAAAAGACAAGAGUCAGGAAACGCCACAGCAUCUAAUUCACCCACCGUGGCUGUGGAUUUCCAAGGUGGGAACAGUAGCAACAGUAGUCGCUACGACUGCAAUCCUGUCUCUACUGCGGCUGUGCUGUUAGCCGACAUCCUCCCAACACUCGUCAUCAAGCUGUGUGCUCCCUUUGUGAUCCACAAGCUGCCUUAUGGUUUUCGAGUGUUGUUCUGUGCCAUCAUGGCAGCAACAAGUUUCCUCCUUGUGUCCUUCUCCUCGGCUGUGUGGAUGAGCAUUAUAGGAGUGAUCUUCGCCAGUAUCAGCUCUGGGCUGGGAGAACUGUCCUUCCUCUCUCUCACUGUCUUCUUCAGCAGGGAUGUACUGGGAGGAUGGGGCUCAGGUACUGGUGGUGCUGGUGUUGCUGGAGCCUUCCUCUAUGCAGGCCUCACCCAAGUCGGCCUGUCACCCCAGACUACACUGCUGAUCAUGCUGGUGGUCCCGGUUGCUAUGUUGAUUAGCUAUUUCAUCCUGCUGGUUCCUCCAUCUUCAUUACCUCAGUGGAAAAGCAGGGAGACAGAAUAUGCAGCUGUUGGCUCGGAGGAGAGGCGGCAGCUGAUGGAUGAAUCAGAAGAAGAGGAGCAGGAGAAAUCCACCCCAGGCCAUGUUAUCUUCCCCCUGAAUGUAACAGAGGACAGGACCACCGGACCUCUCACCUUCACAGAGAAACUGCACAUCAUCAAAGGCUUGCUGAAGUUUGUGUUUCCUCUGGGACUGGUCUACUUUGCUGAGUACUUCAUCAACCAGGGCUUGAUGGAACUCCUAUAUUUCCCCAACUCUUCCCUGUCCCACGCUGAGCAGUAUCGCUGGUACCAGAUGCUGUACCAGGUUGGUGUGUUGUUGUCUCGAUCCUCCCUGUGCUGUGUGAAGAUCAGGAAACUGUGGACUCUCUCUUUGCUACAGGUGGUGAAUGCAGUGGUGCUCCUGUUCGCAGUGGGUUACCAGUUCCUGCCCAGUGCUUGGCUGGUCUUUGUUAUUGUCCUCUAUGAGGGUCUGCUGGGUGGAGCUGCUUAUGUCAACACCUUCUACUUCAUCAGCAAAGAGACUGAGGACAGACAGAGGGAGUUUGCCAUGGCUGCUGCCAGUGUAGGAGACAGUCUGGGCAUAGCUCUGGCUGGACUUGCUGCUUUCCCUGUCCACAGAUACUUCUGUUCCCUAUGACCCAGCCCACACACUGACCAGCAGGAUGAAUAAGCAAGACGUGGGUGCGUUCCAUUUGAGGGAUUUUCUUUUUUCAAUCUGACAUGAGUUAGAGACCAUCUGACAAAAGCAGACUUUACUCCUACAUUAAAAUAUUGACUCCGCAUACUGUAUUCAGUGCGGAUUCAGCACCAGUGAGCCAGCCAGAGAGAGGAGGGCUCACUCACUAACGUAUCCUUCUCACCAGCUUCCACUGCUGUUUGGGAUACGGUCCCAUGACAUGAGUGGUUUUCAACAGGAAGGCAUGGUAAUAGUUUACUUAACCUAAUAAUGUGUUUGGUAUUCGCUGGUUUGCACUAAGAACCUGUUGCCUGCGGAGAAAACAGAUUAUUGUUUCAUAAAAGUCCAUAGCUUGUUUUGCAGACCAAUAUUAGUUGUGCACUCACCUCAGUGACAAAUAACAAUGCACUUGUUUCCAUCAAUGUUUCCUGUAGCUGCUUCACAAGAUAUGCCUUCCUGUUGUUCAGUAGUGAACAGCUAGACAGGAAACUGUGGUUGUUUGAAUUAAGAAAUGCAGUAUGACCAGCACAACUCUCCAAAACAAAGAGAAAAUGAUUAGACAUAUUUUUUAAUUACACAAGAGUUUAUUUUAACAGUUUUUACUGAACUGAAAUGUUUCAGAAUUAUAGGACACAGUAGGACGUCUCAUUUUCAGAAAUAACACCUGUAUUUUUGUCUGGUCAUCUAGUUUGAAGAGCUUGUUCUAAAUCUGAACUGACCGAACACCAGACUACACUCACUUAUUCACUCACUCAUCUUUCUUUCUACAAUAAUUAAGUUGUUAAUAUGAAAAGGGUGAAACUGUCUCACUGCAUCUAGAACUGGCAUUAUACAUUAAACAUUACCUAGUGCAACUUCGUAACAAAAAACGGUACAAAUAGGUGACGACAUAACAAAUCGUGUAUGAUGAUAAUUCUUACGAAUUGAUUUGAUUAAUGAAAUUAAUGUUACUUUAAACCCUUCAAAUAUGUUUUGGGGUAACAAUGUGUAUUGAUCAUGCUGUAACAACUAUACAACGAAACCAACAUGGAACCAAUACCGAUUUUCCUUCAUACUUUUAUUGCUGAACAGAAGGUAGAAGUUCCCCAGUAGCUGACAUUAUUUAAUGGUGCCUUCUGUAUUCUUAUAACCAGGUUGAAUCAGGUUAUUGCUGAACUAACAUAUGAUGUCAUUACUGAAGUGACCAAAAUGCUUUUUAUUAUAUCUUUCUACCAAAGAUAACAAUGGUUUCCUAAUUAUUUUCAAUGUAUUAGUGAAAAGACAAUAAGAACAUUGUUGGGUACGCUUUUACCGGUACGGGUAUGUUAACAGCACGUUUUGCCAACAGGUUGUUGACCUUUUUUUAACCAAAAAUCUCGGUUUUCCUGUUUUCUGAAUGUAAUGUAAAUUGUCAUUGAUAAUAAUAAUAAUUAUUAUUAUUAUUAUUAUCAUUACUAUUAUUAUUAUUAUUAUUAUUAUUAAAUAAGAGCAACAAUGUUAUACACUUUAUCCAUAUACACUGUUUUCUCUUUAUGUCCGAUGUGCACAUUCCUGCUGAAAUGUAAACUACUAACAUUUAAUAUUAUGCUGCUACUGUUAAACUAUCAUAACUUUGUUACAACUUACAGAGGUGUGUUUGAAGCUUUGUGCCUGUGUGAUAAAGAUGCAUUAACCUCCAGAGUGUCAAAUAAGGCUUAAAAAUUGGACUGAGCAUUAAAAUGGUUCAAACCUGUCAUGUAACAUACGAAUGUAAAGAAAUGAUUGUAAGAAUGUGCUCUUUAUUAUAAAGUUAGCCUAUACCA
Messenger RNA from Morone saxatilis (striped sea-bass), 3390 nucleotides. RefSeq names its product CLN3 lysosomal/endosomal transmembrane protein, battenin (gene cln3). Gene Ontology annotation, cellular component: lysosome; membrane. The transcript is spliced from 15 exons. Gene Ontology annotation, biological process: lysosome organization; regulation of intracellular pH. The record is from RefSeq and is a predicted model, not a curated record. The coding region runs from base 215 to 1570 and encodes 451 amino acids. Lineage: Eukaryota; Metazoa; Chordata; Actinopteri; Moronidae.